Molecule: messenger RNA, 855 nt
Organism: Rosa rugosa (rugosa rose)
Lineage: Eukaryota; Viridiplantae; Streptophyta; Magnoliopsida; Rosales; Rosaceae
Product: protease Do-like 1, chloroplastic
Exons: 7
Coding region: 1-801 (266 amino acids)
Biological process (GO): proteolysis
Molecular function (GO): serine-type endopeptidase activity; protein binding
Source: RefSeq, a predicted model, not a curated record
AUGAUUCGCGGCGCUUCUGAUCUCAGGGUCACUCUUGCUGACCAGUCAACUUUCGAUGCAAAAGUUGUUGGAUUCGACCAAGACAAGGAUGUUGCGGUUUUACAUGUUGAUGCACCGAAAGACAAACUAAGGCCCAUACCAAUUGGUGUCUCUGCAGACUUGCUAGUUGGCCAGAAAGUGUUUGCUAUCGGCAAUCCUUUUGGGCUUGACCAUACCCUUACAACUGGUGUUAUCAGUGGACUACGCAGAGAAAUCAGUUCUGCUGCAACUGGUCGUCCAAUCCAAGAUGUUAUACAGACAGAUGCUGCCAUUAACCCCGGUAAUAGUGGGGGGCCACUUCUAGACAGUGCAGGGAGCCUUAUCGGGAUAAAUACCGCAAUAUAUUCUCCAUCGGGUGCAUCAUCCGGUGUUGGGUUUUCUAUUCCAGUUGAUACUGUAAAUGGCAUCGUUGACCAGUUGGUCAAAUUCGGGAAGGUCACCAGACCUAUUUUAGGAAUUAAAUUUGCACCCGAUCAAUCUGUUGAACAGUUGGGGGUCAGUGGAGUACUUGUCCUAGAUGCACCGGCAAAUGGUCCAGCUGGAAAAGCGGGAUUGCUACCAACAAAGCGUGAUUCCUAUGGCAGACUCAUAUUGGGUGACAUUAUAACUUCUGUGAAUGGAAAAAAAGUCACCAAUGGCAGCGACCUGUAUAGAAUUCUUGACCAAUGUCACGUGGGUGAUAAGGUGAUUGUAGAGGUGUUGCGUGGUGAUCAGAAAGAGAAAAUCCCUGUUGUACUUGAACCGAAGGCUGACGAGUCGUGACUUACCAAAUGGUUGGGCUCGUGUAUCUAAAAUGUAACACAUAUCAGAUGAAUU